This is a messenger RNA of Nerophis lumbriciformis (worm pipefish), 1329 nucleotides long. NCBI's taxonomy places the organism in Eukaryota, Metazoa, Chordata, Actinopteri, Syngnathiformes, Syngnathidae. The record is from RefSeq and is a predicted model, not a curated record.
AUGGAGGAGGAAGAUUUGCGACAGCAGAAACUGGAUAAUCAGCGGUCCAUUUUGAUGAAAAAGCAACAAAAGAAGCGUGCUGAUCGUCAGAUGGUGGUGUCCAAUCGGGACGCCCGCCUGAAGAACCGCAAACAAAAAGGCCGUUCGGAUGAAACGCCGUUGUUGACCAGCCAAUCUUUAAGCAACAUCUCCUUGAGCGAGCAAGUGGAGCACGCCCUCGACAACCCGUUGGAUGUUAUCACGCUUGCCGAAAGCGACGUGAAGCCUACGGAGAAGCCUGUCGCUCCCAAAAAGAUUGAUUUGACCACGGAGUGUGAGGACGAGCCAACGGAGAACGACGAGGCGCUCGCGGAAGGCAAGAAGAGAGAGAAAACCAAAGCGAGGUGCCAAAUCAGCGACGACAGCAAAGACGAAGACGUUCAGACGGACGGCAAACAAAGACGGAAGAGGAGAGGGAAAAACACGCCUAGUUUAGCAUCUCUAAACUCAAAUUACAAGAAGAGUUCGUCUUCGAGCGGCGGCUCCAACAACAGAACGGCUUCUCCGAUAUCAUUAGAGGAUUUGGAGGCGUUCGCUUUACGUCCCGCGCCCAGAGAAACAACCAUUCAGUGUCGGGUCACAAGAGACAGGAGGGGCAUGGAGAAGGGCAUGUUCCCCACGUACUACCUCCACAUGGAGAAAGAUGAUGGAAAAAGGGUGUUUCUCAUGGCGGGGCGAAAAAGGGUGAGGAGCAAAACGUCCAACUAUCUAAUCUCAACAGACCCAACAAAUCUGUCCAGAGACACCAGUUGUUACAUCGGAAAGCUGAGAUCCAACGUUUUGGGGACAAAGUUCACCGUGUACGACGGAGGAGAAAACCCGGAGAAAAAACCUUUCAUCAAAGAGUGCGAAUCUGUGCGACAGGAGUUGGCGGCUAUUUUUUACGAGACGAACGUCCUAGGAUUCCGCGGUCCUCGCAAAAUGACCGUGAUCAUCCCGGGAAUGCAGGAGAAUGACGACAGAGUAGUCAUUCAACCCAAAAAUGAACGCGAAACCCUGCUGGCGCGCCAUGCUGACGGCGCAACGGAAAAACUGGUGACGCUGGUCAAUAAAUGUCCCAGCUGGAACGACCAGACGCAGUCAUACGUGCUCAACUUCCACGGACGCGUCACACAGGCGUCUAUUAAAAAUUUCCAGAUCAUCCACCCGGAUAACGGCGACUACAUCGUGAUGCAGUUCGGUCGCGUUUCCGAGAACGUCUUCUCCAUGGACUACAGCUUCCCCAUGUGUGCCCUUCAGGCCUUCGCCAUCACGCUUUCAUCUUUCGACGGAAAACUAGCCUGCGAGUGA